Molecule: messenger RNA, 2526 nt
Organism: Choloepus didactylus (southern two-toed sloth)
Lineage: Eukaryota; Metazoa; Chordata; Mammalia; Pilosa; Megalonychidae
Gene: C6H11orf58
Product: chromosome 6 C11orf58 homolog
Exons: 5
Coding region: 145-693 (182 amino acids)
Source: RefSeq, a predicted model, not a curated record
UGACGACUGUGGCCGAGAAGGCUCGAAGGGCUCUGCGUUCUGAAGUGGCGCUGCUUGGGCGGGUGGCAGAUUGCAGGCUGCUAGCUCGGUGGCUGAGGAGAACCGCGAGUGGGUUCGGCUUUUCCUGUCGGGAUCCCCGCAACGAUGAGUGCUGCCAGGGAGUCUCACCCGCACGGGGUGAAGCGUUCAGCCUCCCCAGACGACGAUCUUGGAUCUAGCAAUUGGGAGGCAGCAGACUUAGGUAAUGAAGAAAGGAAACAAAAAUUCUUGAGACUUAUGGGUGCAGGAAAGAAGGAACAUACUGGUCGACUUGUUAUAGGCGAUCACAAAUCAACAUCUCACUUCCGAACAGGGGAAGAAGACAAGAAAAUUAAUGAAGAGUUGGAGUCUCAGUAUCAGCAAAGUAUGGACAGUAAAUUAUCAGGAAGAUAUCGACGACAUUGUGGACUUGGCUUCAGUGAGGUAGAAGAUCAUGAUGGAGAAGGAGAUGUGGCUGGAGAUGAUGAUGAUGAUGAUGAUUCGCCUGAUCCUGAAAGUCCAGAUGACUCUGAAAGUGACUCAGAGUCAGAGAAAGAAGAAUCGGCUGAAGAGCUCCAAGCUACUGAACAUCCUGAUGAAGUGGAAGAUCCCAAAAACAAAAAAGAUGCAAAAAGCAAUUACAAAAUGAUGUUUGUUAAAUCCAGUGGUUCAUAACUCACAAACACUUAGUCUUUGUAUUAAAAGUAAGCCUUAUUGUUAUAAUGCACAGUGGAGGACUGCUUAUAGAGCACAGAGCUUUGUAUUAUAAUUUUUAAAAAGGCCCUUUUAAAUAAUUACAAAGAGUGUUUGCUUUCAGAUGCCAUGGGUUACACUUUUAUGGGCAUGACUAUAACCAUUUUUGUAAAGAGUAAGAGUUGUAUAAAAUAAGAAAUAAAUACAAUACUCAGCUUCCUUUCAUAUUAGCAUCAUCAGCCCUCUAACCUCACCUUUAUACCCCUUCUGAUGCAGUUGUGGGGAGACACUUGGAAACAGGUAAUGUUUUGUGAUUUUGUUUGUGAUAGCUGUUUCAUCAUUUUUUGUUCCUUCAUAUUUUUCUCUUAUAAAAAGUUUAUUUGAUACUGUGAUAUGUUCAUGAAAAAUAUUCUUCUUUUAUUAUACUUCGUUAUAGUAGAACUGUUCCUCAUGGAUUUUUCUCCUGACAGUAACAGUCUAAAUUAAAGUUGGCAAAAGAUUAGGAACUUAGUUUAGUCUUACUGAUUCAGCUCUACUCUUUGGACCAAAACAACCUGAGAGCAAGUACUUUCACACCUGUUAGGGCAGUUAACAACUGUCAUACAUGUGGAAUGUUAUGAACCCACACUGUCUUUAUAUAAUUCGAAUUAUAUCAUAUAUUAGAUUUUUUAUAAAAAUUGGCCAAUUUUAAAAAGAAAAUUAUUUCUCUGAUCGUUUGGUCCUAUCUAUUUAAGAUUAUGUAAAAUGAUUUUUUUUUUUUUUUUUUUUUGAGGUAUUAUGUGGCCAAGGUUCUUUUUCUCCGUAAGACCUAAAUAAAGAGAAAGCAGUUUCCCAUAUUGGUUGUGAUACUUUAUCCUCAUUAUAUAAAAAUGAGGGACAAAUUUAUUGAACAAACUGAAACAAAUUCUCUUCAUUUUAUCCCAAUGCUGAUGUCUUGCUUAUCUAAUUACUAUAAAGUAGUAUUUCUUUCUGAUUUUAUUGCUGCUUCUGUUGGAGUGAGGUUAGAAUUUUCUGACUGUUGUUGGAUGGUUGAUUUGUACAGCAGAUUAACCUAAACUAUAUUAUGAGAUGGACAGGCAUUGGUCUUUGAAUAAUUGGGUCCAAAAUGUUAAUGUUUUUCUAAGUAACGUGUUCAAAGACUUGAGUCAUACCCAUUUGUGAGCUGAACUAUGAUACAUUUUAGAUACUUUAAUAUGCAUUUGAUGUGUUGGAUUUUAAAAAAUGAUUCCUAUGUCAUUUUGAAAUUUAGAAUGUGUUAGAGGAGUAUAGCACCUAGAACAGGUGAGAUUUCUGGUUUAUAUGAUCCAUCCUGAAAUAUUUUUCAUAUAUUAGACCCCCAAGUUUGGUUUUUGUUUUGUUUUUUAUUUCUCACAUUGUUUUAAAAUAGAUGCUAUCCUAUAUAGUAAAACAUUGAGUCAGUGGAUAGUAGACAAUACAUACGACAUUUAACAAAUAAUUGGUUUGAACAAGUUUGGCUUCAUUGAACAAAUUUUAGUUUGGCCAUUGGUUUUCAGAUAUCUCCAGGGUUGCUUACUGUAAUUUCAGUAGAAAGCAAAGAACAAUUAUGUUUAAAAUUGAGGGAGGAGACUGUAUUUUGUUUUAAAAAGUGAGUAUUUUCACCAAUUCAUUGUUUAAAUUGCUAGGUUGUUCAUAAGUUCUUGGUUCUGAUAUGUAAAUAGAAAAGCCUUCUAAAAGAACUACACUAGAAUACUUAUUUUCUUCAUCUUCACACAGAGAAAUUCUGAUUUCAAUUAAUUCAUGUAUUAAUGGACAUUAAUAUAAUUUAGGGUUGGAAUAAAUUUAGGUCAAUUGGUU